ACUAGUUUUUAAAAGAAAUACAAAGUUGUGACUUGUUUGAAUUUAACAAACUGACAAAUUACUUUAUUUUACGUUUUUAAGAUCCAGAGACAGUUAAGAAUGUCAACUGACUGUGUACAUGUAGCAGUUCGUGUCCGUCCUUUUGUGGAUUCCGAAAGAAGUCGUGGAUGUGUUCAAAUAUUGAAGAAAGUGUCCAGCGAACCUCAAAUCACAAUUACUGGUGAUUCAAACAGCAAGUCCCAAGACACUUAUACUUUUAACAAUGUCUUUAUGCCGGAAAUCUCUCAACAUAUUGUGUAUGAUGAGUGUGUCAAACCGAUUUUGCCCAAACUCUUUGAUGGAUACAAUGUAACUAUUCUAGCUUAUGGACAAACUGGAUCUGGAAAGACGUACACAAUGGGAACUGUAUUUGAUGGUGAUUGGGAAAAUACUAGAGUUGGAAUCAUUCCGAGAGCUUUGAGAGAUAUUUUUAAAACAGUUCGAACAAUGGAAGAUUCUUCGACUAUCUCAAUCACUUGUUCAUUUAUGGAGCUUUAUCGGGAAGUACUUUAUGAUCUACUAACAGAUCGUUCAAGAGACCAAUCAGUAUGUGAAAUCCGCGAGGAUGGAUCUAAAGGAAUUAUCAUUAAUGGACUCUGUGAAAUUCCAGCAAAUGAUGAAGAUAAGGCGACAAAUUGUUUGAUGACAGGGGGUAGUAAAAGGACUGUUGGAGCAACCGCAAUGAAUGAUGCUUCCAGUCGCUCUCAUGCAAUUUUUGUAGUAAAUGUUAAGGCUGUACGUUUGGAUGGAACUGGUAGUACAACAGCUAAAUUUACUCUUGUUGAUUUGGCUGGAAGUGAAAGAUCAAAGAAGACUAAGGCAACUGGAACUCGAUUUAAGGAAGGAGUUAAGAUUAAUCAAGGCCUAUUGGCACUUGGAAAUGUAAUUUCAGCACUUGGUGGUGGAACUGCAAGUAGUAAUGGCUACAUUAGUUAUCGUGACUCUAAAUUGACUAGAUUAUUGCAAGAUUCUCUGGGUGGAAAUAGCGUUACUUUAAUGGUAGCUUGUGUCAGUCCUGCAGAUUACAAUAUUGAGGAAACACUUAGUACGCUUCGCUAUGCUGAUCGUGCAAAGAAGAUAAAGAAUAAGCCUAUCAAAAAUGAAAAUUCUGAUCAAGCUGAAAUUCAAAAGUUGAAGCAAACUAUUCAGGAUCUUCGUCUUCAAUUGCUUGAUAGAAAUCCAAAUGUCGGUGGUGAAGAUAACGAAGUAUCUUGCAUAAAAUUGCAAACUAAAGACAAAGAAAUAUCUGACUUGAGAUCAAAAUUAAGUACAAUAAUUAACACAUUAAAUGAGUUAAGUGCCUUACAUAUUCUCGACGAAUCCUUUAUAAACGAUAUAGUGACUGAAUUUGAGAAACUUUGUGCACUACUAUUUACAACUUGUUCUGCUGAAUUUGCAAUGCCUGAUACAAAGAUUUUUGAUCAAUUAAAAGUUCAAGCUAAUAUCAUCGAAGAAUUGAUUAAGAAAUAUAAGCAGCAAUUAAAAGAAGCAUCUGAAGAGAAUAAAUUAGCCAUUCAAAUUAACGAUGAAGUUGACAGUGAGAAAUAUAUGGAAUUUACCAACAAUCAAAUAGAAAUGUACUCAAAGAUAAGUGCAUUAGAACGAGAAAUGAAAAUAAAGCAAGAACUUUUAGAUCGUAAAUUCCAAAACACUCCAUUAUUAGUUGAUAGCGAAGCUGAUAAGACAAUGAUUGAAUAUUCGUCAAAAAUUGAGACAUUGGAAAAGGAAAUUAAUGACUUAAAGACAGCAAAUAUAUCAUCAGCCGUUCGUCGUGAUCAUAAUGCAACAAAAGUAAAUAUGGACAGAAAGCAUAAAUUGGAAAAAAUGGAAAAGGAAUUGGCAGAAAUUAGAAAGAAGUGUGUAGCACUAGAAAAGACUAAAAAGAUGGCAGAACAAGAUAAGAAGCGCUGUGAAGAUUUGAAGAGGGAAAUUCAAGAAAUGAAAACAGCACGAGUACAAUUGAUUAGACAGCAAAGAAAUGAAUCAGAUACAUAUAAGAGAUACAUUGCAAAUCGUGAUAAAGAGAUCAAUUGCUUGAAAGAGAAAGAAAAGAAAGUCCAAAAUGAGAUGAAAAGGAUGGAACGAUUACAUGAAAAGCAACAAUCUGUUCUAAAACGUAAAUUUGAAGAAGCCAAAGCAAUUAAUAAACGUUUACAAGAUGCUGUGGAUACAAGUCGCAGAAAUCAAAAGUCUCGCAUGGAAAAGGCAAUUGAGAAGACCGACGUUGUCCAAAAUUACAUUGAUCACGAGUUGAUUGUUUUAAUAUCAACAGUUGAUGCUAAAAAUGCCAUGCAGUCAUUGAUGAAUGAUCGUGGCAUGCUACUUGAACGUUUGCAGAAUUUAAAGUCUACUGUCAAUAAAAGUGAUGCGAUUGAAAAAGAGAUUGUUCAACUUGAGGAAGAUUUAGAGAUGAGAAAUGCACAGAUUACAGACAUGAGAGCAAAAUUAAUGGAAACUGACAUGGAUGCAAAGAUAAAAAGCAUUCCAGAAAAUUUCACAACCGUUCCCGAAUUGAGAAUCGCUAUGACUUAUAUUUUGCGAGCAUUGCUAGAUUCCAGAGAAGAUUUCAUAACAAAUAAAACAAAAGCUGAGGACUUAAAGGCUGCAUAUGAUGCCAGUGAAGAUCGAAUCGAGCAAUUGCUAGAGGAAAAGAGUGAAAUGUUAACGCUUUUUGAGGAAGAAAAAAAUCAAAUGGAACGAGAUUUCGAACAAAAGAUCACAUAUUUGUGUCAGAAGCAAAAUGGCAAUUUGAAUAAGGAAGAUGAAGAUAAAUGUUUUGCUUCUUUAGCUGAGCAAUUAACAACAAAGAUUGAAGAAAGUGUAACAUUAAAAUUACGCAUCGAAGAUCUUGAGAAUCAAUUGUCAAAUGUUGAGAAAAAUGCUGAAAAGAAAAAGAAUAAAAAGAUCAAAUUGCCACAGACUCCAGAUGGAACCUUUGUAAUUGAAUCAAAUUCUGACGAAUCAUCGGAUGAUGAAGAGUUUGAUUUUAACGACUCAUUUAAAGAUCCAGAAUGGAAGAAAACCCCAAAACAUAAGAGAAGUACUCGUUCAACUACGACUCUAUUGAAAGAGAGCUUAGUAAAUCGUAUGGAUGGAACCAACAUGUUAAUAGAUAUAAGUAAAACAAGCGAUACAAGUCAAGGUGGUACUAAACGUAAAUCGGGAGGAAAUGUAAAAUGUUCUUGUAAAGGAAGCUGUGCUACAAAGUUAUGUGGAUGCAAAAAGACUGGUUUAUUCUGUUCUGAUAACUGCAAAUGUUCAGAUGCUUGUGUCAACACAGAAAAUACUUCAAAGGAAAGUGCUGACGAAAACCAGCCAAAAUCAAAGAAGCAAAGAGAAAGCGAAGAGCACGAAAUUACUCCAGAAAAGAACAGAACAAAAGUUGAUUUCAAUAACAUUACAACACCUUAUUAUCCCUAUCAAUCCAAGAAGCGUCGACCACUUUUGCCUGUUGAAUAAAAAGUUUGUCAACGUUUAUGUUUCUAAUUGGUGUUGGAUCUAUUUUUAAAAUUUAUUAAUUAUGAUAACUUUAUUAAUUAAUUUAGGAAUUGUCACAUGAAUCGUCUCCUUUUUGAUAAAGACAUUUUGGAUAAAUAUAAAUUGUUUAAAGUUUAAUAUAUUACUAUUUCUAGUGCUUUUAUCCUAUUAAGCUUGACAUAAUAAACUAGUUGAUACUAAUUGAAUAAUAAUGUGAA
This is a messenger RNA of Chironomus riparius, 3734 nucleotides long. Lineage: Eukaryota; Metazoa; Arthropoda; Insecta; Diptera; Chironomidae. The record is from the annotation of a GenBank genome assembly.